Molecule: messenger RNA, 1903 nt
Organism: Solanum dulcamara
Lineage: Eukaryota; Viridiplantae; Streptophyta; Magnoliopsida; Solanales; Solanaceae
Exons: 6
Coding region: 75-1598 (507 amino acids)
Source: RefSeq, a predicted model, not a curated record
GUGUAGAGCGUCCUUCUCCAUUCUCCAAAAUGCCAUAAAUACUCCAUUUUGAGAAAGCAAGCAAAAGGACGCUAAUGGAUUCUUCUAUAUCUGUCUCUGCCUUUGCUUCGAGAACUGUUUGUCUAACAUGUGGGGAUGAAGGAGAUGUCAAGCUUCUUAUAUAUUGCUUGAAGUGUCGUGAUUCUUCAGUACACCACUAUUGCCUAGAGAAUUUCUCCGUUGAUCAUGACAGUAUCGAUUGGAUAUGUUGUGACUGUGCUCCCAAAGUUGCUAAGGUUGAGCAGUUCAGAAAGAGUGAACGGAUAAGUGUGCGAACAAUCCGUGCUUUUGAUGUUCGAGUGGAAUGGAGAAGAAAGCUUAACCGUCGUAAACUAAAAGCUUUAAGGUUACAUAAGGCUAGACAUGACGCACGUGGAGCAGUCCAAUCAUCUAUUACCCAUAGUCCUUUGCACCUUUUGCGAAAGGAGAACCCUUCACAUAUUGAAACUAAGAAACACAAAGACAUUGGAGAAGAGUGUGGAGAUGUAUGCUAUUCUGAACAGCAAAUCGAAUCAGUAAAAGCAGGGAACACUUCGCUAGUAGGCAAACACCAGGAAACUUAUUGUUCAACAUUGAACAAAGAGGAAGGUGGAAUGGUAGAAAGAAUUCAAUUAAGAGGUGACUCUUCUGUGCAAGAUCCAAAGAUUGCUCAGUCACUUACUGAAAUUGGAAAACAAGAGAUGAGAAAGCCAAGGAGGAGGUUUGUAGUUCUUGAUGAUGAUGGUGAUUUUGAGGGAGAGGGUGGGGAAAUUGGUGGAAAUUUUCCUUCUUCAUUCUCUGAUGAGCAUUAUUUUCCACUCAACACUUUGUAUGGUGAUCCUCAAGUAGAAUCUGCAAAUUGUUUGCCAGCACAACCUGUUAUUGAUCCCAUUUGGAGGGGAUGUUUUAUCUUCAAUAGAGAAAGUGAAAGCAGUAUUACUAUCUUAGCUCAUUUGUCAAACAAAGCCUGUGAAAAGGCAUCUGUAGCAGCUAAUAGCCUUCCUGUGAAACUUGAUAUAAAACUUAUGGCUAAGAGUGAUGUAUGGCCGAGGAGUUUCGUGAGGUUGCCACCAACAGACUGCAGUAUUGCUUUGUAUCUCUUUCCUGAGCUUGAAGGGGAUGAAAAUUCUUAUGAUGCUCUGUUGGAAGAUGUUUUUGACAAUGAUCUUGCAAUGAGCGCAAUGAUUGAUGACUUGGAGCUUUUGAUUUUUUCAUCUCGUGUUCUGCCACAGAAACAUUGGAGGCUACGUAGGAAGUACUAUUUGUGGAGCGUGUUUAGACAUAAGUCACCCUCACGCUCAAGAAUACCAACUGCUAACAUUUUUGCACAAACUAGCGGCAUUCAGAAUGCAGCUGUUAGCCAUCUCCUAAAUGAAGUCGAAGGUGCACAUACAGAUAGUUCUCAGGGCCAGAGUUCCCCUUGUCCCUUUAGCAUUUUAAAAGAUGCGAAUUCUGGCAGUCCUCAGGGCCACUUCCCAAGUCCCUUGAGCUCCUGUUGUAACAGUACCUCUAAAAAAGAUUCUCCUUGUCAUCCUGAGAGUAGACUCAAUAAAGGAGUAGGCUUCUCACCUUGUUUAUAACUGUACACCCCUCCAUUGGUGACGGCCAGACAAAGGAUAUAGCUCAUAUUUUGAUGGUAAAAUAUUACACCACUUAUCGUUGAAAAACUUAGUGUUGUAUUGCAAACUUCUCAUGUAUGUACAAAUUUUAUACGACAUGAGCUUAGCUUUCGUUCAUUUUCCGUAUCACCUCAUCUCAAAGUUGUUCAUGUAUAAUGUAAACUUUCAGAUGGAAGUAUAUUCUUUAGAGACGAAAUCAAACUCGAACUCAUGGAGGAUGUGCACUUUAGGAGGAAAGCCUUUGUAAGUGGAAGCAAUUUUCAGUA